Molecule: messenger RNA, 237 nt
Organism: Bursaphelenchus okinawaensis
Lineage: Eukaryota; Metazoa; Nematoda; Chromadorea; Rhabditida; Aphelenchoididae
Source: the annotation of a GenBank genome assembly
AUGGCUAGAGCCAAAUCUAAGGCUAGGCCAGCACCAAAUUCAAACCAAAACCAAGACCAGAGCAAGAACAAGAUCAAAGUCGGAGCUAAAGCCAGGACCAGCACCAACGCCAGAACCGAAACCAGAGCUAGCGUAGAUCCAAAGCCAGGGCUAAGACUAGGAAGAGCCCCAGCGCCAGAACCAAGACCAGAGCCACCGAAGAGCCAAAGCCAAACUAGUGCUAAGGUUCUAAGGUAG